GGGCUGCUCGUAUGAUGGUCCACCAACACCUGGUAUAACCUCACCCAUGGACUGGGCCUUCCCUAUACGUGGUGUCUGCCGUGUUGGUUUUGCUCUGGCUCCUCCAAGUUUUCAAAAGUGUGAGGAUAUAGAUGAAUGUGGAGGACAUCAUCGGUCAAAAAGAUCUCAUUGGUGGUGGCAAUAUAUUCAGACUUCAGCUUCCAUAGAGCCGACGGCAACAGCGUUUAUGCCUGUUUCUGGGAAUGCUCCUCAAUCUACUAAUAUCGCACCUACACCCUCCCAGUCUCUUGCCGUCGCUACCCCGGCUCUUCCUGGAAACUGUUUCUAUCGCCUCAACCAACCUUGGGGUUCAUUUGAGAGUCCAGGCAAGCCAGGUUGUUACCCGAACAACAUGUACUGCGCCUGGCUGCUCCAACCUUUCUUUGGUCAAUACGUAUAUCUAGAAUUCAAUUCUUUCCAUUUGGAAUAUGGAGGUUCUCACUGCCCGUUCGAUUAUGUGAAAAUUCUUGAUGGUAACUCAUUGUACAGCCCUGUUCUUGUCAAGGCGUGCGGUCAGUUGGUAAGGUGGGAAUUGUACAGUAGUGGAUCGUCCCUUAUGGUGCUGUUCAAUUCGGACGGUAGCACCGGGAUGCCUGGAUUUUCUGCUUAUUUCUACGGUACAUCUAAAAGAUACAACAGCUCAUUACCAAGCCAACAAGUGUCAAUAAAAAGCUCAGUGCAGUGUUUUCCUACGCAGACACAAACUGCCACUCCUGCCUCGUCAAACGAGCACGCAAUCCGCCCGACACCAGCCUCCGUAAUGGCUAUGCCCUCUUACGCUGCUUCAAGUGUAAACGUCCAGCCAGAUCCUUCUCAGUUUCAUUUUCAUUUACCGACGGAAUGCGAUCAAAGUUGUCACAACACGUUCGGGAGUUACUCUUGCUCUUGCGUUAGUGGAUACCAAUUGGCCGCAGAUGGGAAAUCGUGCCUGGACCUCGAUGAAUGUUCGAUCAAUAAUGGCGGCUGCAGCCAUCAUUGUUACAAUAUUCCUGGAUCAUUUUAUUGUGGUUGUCCGGACGGAACCAGUAUGGGUGCUAAUAAUUUGACUUGUGUUGAACCUGGUGUGUCUGUCAACUGCAGUGACAUUAUAACGGUUGCCUUAGAAAAGAAGACAUUUCCAUUUUUUGACGUUGCCCGACUACAUUUGAGGUACUCAUCAUGUAAAGCCUCACAGAAUGACACCCAUCUACUGAUCAGCACUCCUUUGGAUGGUUGCGGAACACUGGUCAACGAGACUGAAGAUGAACUUAUCUUCUGGAAUGAAAUCCGAACGGAGGUGAUCCUUAUCGACAAUGUCAUAACUAGAUCCCAUGACGUCAAAAUUCCAUUUUAUUGCAGUUAUUCGAGAAGAACAUGGGUCAACCUGGGUUUCAAGCCUCAGCAUCUACACUUUGGAACAGAAGCUGGGUAUGGAAACUUUACCUUCAAAAUUGACUUUUACAAGAGCUCGUCAUUUGCUACUCCCUAUACUGAGCAGGACUACCCUCUGAGUGUACCAAUCAAUCAGUACUUGUAUGUGAGAUACAGCGUAGAAUCCAGUGCUGAUCUGGUGAUAAUGGCCGUGACAUGUAGGGCCACUAAAACUGGAAGCUUGUACUCCUGGCCACAAUACUCUAUUAUACUGAACGGUUGUCCGAAAGAUACCACCAUGGACUACAACUUUGAUCCCCAAAGGAAUUACCAGCAGUUCAAAAUCAGAGCAUUCAGAUUCUUUAACGACUACGAUCAGGUGUACAUUCACUGCGAAGUUUUGGCCUGCCAUAAAUACUCUCCAAACUCCAGGUGCACCCAAAGUUGUUUAGGCAGUAAGAAGAGAAAGCGGAGGGAUGUUACCCGUGACGAAACAGAACAUGAAGAGAGUACUACCAAAGUCACUCUGACACGAGGACCACUGAUAUUUCAACAAGACGAAGAACCAGGAGACACAGGUAAAAACAAGCAAACUGCGCUGAUUGGUGGCGUAGCAGGCGCUGGAGGAUUUGCUCUGGUUGCAGUUGCUGCAUUGGCUGUUUUAUUUGUCAAGUACCGCAUUGCACGACGGUUCAUGAACAGAAACAAGGUUGGAGACCAGUACGCAACCCAAGAUGAACAACUGAGCAGAAGAAAUGCCUACGUUCAGCCUGAAGAUAUGGUCGAACAGGAAGGCUCCUUCUAAAUAUAAGCUUUUUUCAGGGCUCACUUGCUCAAAGGACAGAUAACGCUAUCCGACGGACAAAUCACUAUCCAGUGGAGAAGUGUGUUUAAACCGUACUGCGCUAUCGACUGGAUAGGGAUUUAUCCAGUAAGAAAGCGUUAUCCACCCUUUUAACAACCGAAGCCUGCAUUGUUUACUUAUUUCCUUAUCAAGCAGCAAAUACAAAUGUAGUUCAAGAAAUUUCUUUCGGCAGUUACAAGGUUUGAGUGCUUUCAUUGCAACCUCUGAUAAAAAUGAACCUUCUCAUCUAACUCCUGAGCAAUUUAGCCUCAGGCUUACGUAACUUUUUUGUUAACUUACACCUUCAAAGCGUGCAGUCUCUUACAGACUGCAGGCCUUACUUUGCAUAGAUCGCUUUCAACUAUACACAGAGAGAAUGUUUUUAAGAAUAUGUAAGCCAAAACUGUAUAGAUCUUUGAGCUGUACCUUAAUUUAAGAACCUUUCACUGUUGAAAGGUAACUUUUAGAAAGCAAACAAAAUUGAAUGGGGAAAGUUGUUUUUCACAAAGCUGGUUAUCAUUUCUCAUUUUCAAACCUGCCUUUUCAUUCGCAUUUUUGUGUUCACUAGUUUUAGUCGCUUUAAAAUAUCGAAAAAAUUAAAUGAGUGCACUUCA
Messenger RNA from Pocillopora damicornis (cauliflower coral), 2847 nucleotides. RefSeq lists its product as uncharacterized. Lineage: Eukaryota; Metazoa; Cnidaria; Anthozoa; Scleractinia; Pocilloporidae. The record is from RefSeq and is a predicted model, not a curated record. Gene Ontology annotation, molecular function: calcium ion binding.